This is a messenger RNA of Linum tenue, 1219 nucleotides long. NCBI's taxonomy places the organism in Eukaryota, Viridiplantae, Streptophyta, Magnoliopsida, Malpighiales, Linaceae. The record is from the annotation of a GenBank genome assembly.
ACCAGACAGUUUCUGUUUCGUCGACAAUGGCUGCUAUUCUGCUCGAAACCUGGCUGCUUUAGGGGUUUAGGGCCGCAGGGGAAAACCCUACGACGCUUCCCGAAUCCGGAAUAGCCGCGGAAAAGGAAAAAAAAAAAAAAAUCCCCCGCAGAAUUGAAGUUGUUGAAACUCGCCCUGAGUGCUCGGGAAUGGAAGGAUUAAGCGUGGUCCAAGCCAAUUUGAAAGUCUACGUCGACCCUUCGCAGAGCAAGAAUCUCUCUUCAGCUAUCUUCCGCGAGCUCAGCGCCUUGCUCUUCAAGUACGAUGAUGCAUUCGACGGUGUUUUAUUAGCUUAUAAUGUUCAUGCUCCGGAGAACAAGGGGCGGAUUCUUCCCGGUGUUCAUCCGUUCAUUGCUGUGAGACUAGAAGCUAAAUUGCUAGUCUUUUCCCCUAAGCCAGACAUGCUCUUAGAAGGGAAGGUGGUGAAAGUGACUGAAGAGUCUAUUCAUGUCAUUGUUCUUGGAUUCUCGUCGGCUAUAAUAACGGAUGAAGCUAUCCGCAACGAGUUCAAAUACAAGACGAAACACGGCCAGGGCUUGUAUGUCAACAGAUCUAACAGGCGCCAUCUGAUUAAGGCCGGAACUAUGAUCCGCUUUGUUGUCAAGAGUAUGAAUGAAGAGACGCUCCACAUCUACGGAUCAUUGAUGCCUGCGAACACUGGAAGCGUCAAGAUAUUGGAGAAAUUUUCAGAGCAUACGAACACAGAAAGCGUUACAAUUAACAGCACUCCCAAGAAAAGGAGAAGCAAAGAGAAAUAUGAAGUCGCCCAGAUAACAGAGCACGGCAACCAUUAUGAUCCUUCACAGAACCAUUAUGAUCCUUCACAGAACCAUUAUGAUCGAGAAAUCAAGAAGUCGCGAAGAAGCUGACAACUCAUCUAAAGUGGGAUCAACGAAAUGUUGUAGUUAAGCUUGUUAUUGGUGAUGUGGAUUUUGUAAUAUUUACCCUUAUAUUCUUAGGGUCUGAAACAGCAACCCCAGUGAAUUAAUCCAAGUGUUCUUCCUAUCUUCCUUGUCCACAUUGAUUGGUAUCUUCACUUAAACUUCCAGAAGAACUAGUAACCAGUUUUUUUGUAUACGUUUCUUUGAAGGGUAUGGCUAGAGGAUAGAGGCCCCCUUUCCUCUGUAACUGAAGCAUACUGGUCCGCUAUCAAGGACCUGUAUUCGCGCAGCUGUCAGGA